Molecule: messenger RNA, 1918 nt
Organism: Aspergillus ruber CBS 135680
Lineage: Eukaryota; Fungi; Ascomycota; Eurotiomycetes; Eurotiales; Aspergillaceae
Product: glutamine synthetase family protein
Exons: 4
Coding region: 281-1726 (481 amino acids)
Molecular function (GO): glutamine synthetase activity
Source: RefSeq, a predicted model, not a curated record
CAGAUCGAUAGUUAGCGAUUAUCUGAUUUGUCACUAUCUCCGAGAAUCCAAUUGAUUCGUAUAUAGCUCCGUAUAUGGCCUAAUCUGGGGAAGUCCUGACUCCUGAGGCACCGUCGCUAUCACCGGGGGUUGACCGCUGAUAAGCGGCCCCGAUGAUCUCCCCUCCCGUUUCACCUCCCUCCCCCCUCGUCGCCAAUUCUGUGAAUUGCUGCUAGCUCUCUAAUUGUGAAUAACCUGGACUCAAUUGACAGAUCGAUAUAUAGCACAAUUAGCCACAACCAUGUCUGAAGUCACAGUGGACAAUGUCGCCGAAAUCCUCCUGAACGACUCCGCCGUGAAGGUGGCUGGUGUCGACGUCGACGGCCAGCUGCGCGGCAAGCUGAUGGCUAAGAAAAAGUUCCUCUCCGUUGUCACUGAGGGAUUCGGGUUCUGUUCCGUGAUCUUUGGCUGGGAUAUGCACGACCAGACAUACUUCAAGGAGCUGGGGAUUAGCAACAGCGAGAACGGUUAUCGGGAUAUUGUUGCGGUGCCGGAUCUGAGCAGCUUCCGGAGGAUUCCUUGGGAGAACAAUGUGCCGUUCUUUCUGGUUAGCUUCUAUGACCCGGACACGCGCGCGCCGCUGUUCGCUUGUCCUAGGGGCUUGUUGAGUACAGCUGCCAGCAAGGCUGAGAAGGCCGGGUAUCAAGCUAUGGCGGGUGCGGAGUACGAAUUCUACCAGUUCCGGGCCCCAGGGAACCAUCCCACUCCCGAGCGCAAUGCGUCGUCGACAGCCACCUUCCUCAAGGAGAACCCCGUCGAAGCGCUUCCCCCAUUGACCGAAGGCAUGUUUGGGUAUAGUAUAACGCGGCCGAUUCACAACCAGGAUUACUAUUACGGUGUUUUCAACGCGUGCGAGAGCUUCAGAUGUGAGAUCGAGGGAUGGCAUACUGAGAGUGGACCUGGUGUUUAUGAGGCUGCACUGCAAUUUGGAGAAGCGAAAGAGAUGGCAGACAAAGCUGGUUUGUUCAAGUAUGUUGUUAAGGCGAUCGGCACCAAGCAUGGCAUCACCCCCGCCUUCAUGGCCAAACCUCGUCAAGGUUUGCCUGGAAAUAGCGGCCACAUUCAUAUCUCGUUGAUGAAGGACGGAAAAAAUGCUUUCUUCCGCGACACACCCGACCCGUCGCCGCCGUACGCAGACGUGGCGCAUCUAUCGGACCUGGGGCGACACUUCCUGGCUGGAGUUCUCACCGGACUUCCGGACAUUAUGCCACUGUUCGCCCCCACGGUAAACUCCUACAAGCGUCUGGUUGAAAAUUUCUGGGCUCCGGUGACAGUGUCCUGGGGUUUGGAACACCGAGCAGCGUCCGUUCGAGUCAUCACACCGCCCACGGCUAGUCCCAAGGCUACUCGGUUAGAGGUGCGGGUACCCGGGGCGGAUUGCAACCCACAUCUUGCCCUGGCGGCGAUUGUCGCAUUGGGAUGGAAGGGUGUGGAGAAGAAGCUGGAGAUCCCGGUCCCACCAUUGUCCAAGGGCGAAGAUAUGGGUGGUGCUAGCGACCAAGGUGUUCGACUAGCUAAAUCGCUCAAGGAGGCUACCGUUCGGUUUAUGGAGAAGGACAGUAUGGCGCGCGAGGUGUUUGGGGAUGCAUUUGUUGAGCAUUUCGGAGGGACUCGGGAGCAUGAAGUACGCUUAUGGGAGGAGGCUGUUACUGAUUGGGAGGUGAGACGUUAUAUCGAAACGGUUUAGUCGUAAGGACCGCGAGGAUAUGUAUAUAGUCGGAACGAAUAAUGAGCUCGUGAUUCAAUGUCCAUGUUCUAGACCAUACCACUGUAGCCAGACAGCUCCGGCUGUACAUAUUACUUGCUUGUGAGAUCACAUGUCUACCGGCCGAUAUCGAUGUACUCCGGAAUACUCUAUGCCCAUAUCCCCAUAUCCCCC